AUGAAUGUGAAAGAUAGCUUUGUGUCAAGUUUAUGGGGCAACAAACCAAUAGAAUGGACGGCAAAAGACUCCGACGGUGCAUCAGGGGGGAUUCUCACAAUGUGGAAGAAGGAUGUGAUUUUCCCUUUGUUUAGUUUUAGAACAAAAGGUUCUCUGAGGCUCUGCGCGUUUUACGAGGGCCAGGUUUGUUACUUUGUGAAUGUUUAUUCUUCCUGCUUUUUAGACAAAAAGAGAAAGCUUUGGUCUGAACUUGUGAUGUUAAAAAGAAAAUUUGGUGAGGGAUGGUGGUGCUUGGGUGGAGAUUUUAAAACUACCAGAGAUAAAAAGGAAAGGAUUUGGAGAUGUAUGGUACAAGGAACUACGGAUAUGACAGAUUUCAACGAAUUUAUAGUCAUUAUGGAAGUAUUAGACUUACCUUCCUUUGGUGGUAUAUUUACUUGGUUGAAAAAAGAAGGUAGUGCUAGAAGUAGACUUGACAGAUUUCUAUUAUCUGAAGCUUUGAUUGAUAAUUGGAAGAUUGUGGGUCAGUUGGUGGGAGAAAAGGAUAUUUUCGAUCAUUCACCUAUUUGGAUGAAAUCCAAAGAGGUUAAUUGGGGUCCAAAACCAUUCAAAGUCAAUAAUUGUUGGUUUGAUCAUAAAGAUUUUUUUAGCUUCGUGGAGGAGUCUUGGAAAAAAUUGAAUGUAACAGGUAAACAAGCACAUGUGCUGAAGGAAAAGUUUAAAGCUCUUAGGGACAUAUUGAGAACAUGGAAUAGGGAGAAGUUUGGCUGGGUGGAUCUAAAAGUGGAGGAGGCUUCAAGGAUAAUGAAUAGUGAUGAUUUAAUACCAAUUAAUGACGACGUGAUUAACAAUAACUGGCGUUUCGAUAGUAGGAAGACGCCCACAUAUGAACUAUGGAAGCAGUUACAUCUUAAAGAGAACCUGCUAAGGCAAAAUUUUAGACAGAAUUGGAUUAGGGAGGGUGACCAAAACACAAAAUACUUCCACACAGUAAUCAAAGAUAGAAGGAUACAUAACAAUAUAGUUUCAUUACAAGGGAUUGAUGGUUCCAGUUUGGAGGAUUUAGAGGGUAUUCGUAAAGAGGUGCUGAGAAUGUUCUGGAAUAGAUUUGUGGAACCUAUCAAAUUCAGACCAACACUCAAUGGGUUGGAGGUUAAAGCUAUAUCACAUGAAGACAACUUAUUCUUAGUUUCAGCUUUCACCCGGGAGAAAGUAAGGGUGGUGGUAUGGGAAUCUAACGGUGACAAAAUUCUGGGCCCCGACGGUUUCAAUUUUAUAUUCUUACAGGAAUGUGGGGAUUUCUAG
Messenger RNA from Vicia villosa (hairy vetch), 1305 nucleotides. RefSeq lists its product as uncharacterized. The record is from RefSeq and is a predicted model, not a curated record. NCBI's taxonomy places the organism in Eukaryota, Viridiplantae, Streptophyta, Magnoliopsida, Fabales, Fabaceae. Bases 1 to 1305 code for a protein of 434 amino acids. The transcript has a single exon.